Messenger RNA from Penicillium waksmanii, 561 nucleotides. RefSeq lists its product as uncharacterized. Lineage: Eukaryota; Fungi; Ascomycota; Eurotiomycetes; Eurotiales; Aspergillaceae. The transcript has 2 exons. The record is from RefSeq and is a predicted model, not a curated record. Bases 1 to 561 code for a protein of 186 amino acids.
AUGGCCUUUUACCGCGACCAGGUGCUCUUAGACGAAUAUAGUAAAAUGAGUACCGGGAAGAAUGAGCCCUCUGGUGAUUUCACAUUAGAUACCCAGGAUUGGGUCCAGGACUCUGACGGCGCCUGGUUUCACUAUCUAUGCAAGAAUGUCAACGUUACUGGCAGCUCCCAGAAGCCGGCGAUAGCAGAGCCCAACUUGAAAGAGGGUAUACCGGUUCUAGAUCAGAGUGACAGCUCAUGGAUUAGAUCAGGUUACUUCCUUCGAUGGGCAGUGGACUCGGCGACUAACCCUGAAAUUACUUUAAUAUGCUUCGAUUCAUCAUUCUAUCUCAAAGAGCGCUUCCAGCAAGUCCCACCGUCGGCAAUCCCAAUGACGGCCAUUCCUGACCCAUACAGUCUCUUUGUCAUUAUUCUUGAGGAGCUAUCUCUGCAGAUGGAUAACGUUGUUUGGAAUGUUAUGAGCGUCUUUAGAGGCGUUGAGCUGGUAAAUCUGGCUCCAACUGUAUCCACGCGAUUGAGACUGACCCUCCCAGAAUACUUUGAUGAUUGCAAAAAGGAGUGA